GCUGAAGAGUGAUGCGCGCGCCGGGCGGAGGGACGCGCGUCCUUGCGUCUUCCGCGCACUGAUCGCUGCCGCACGCUGCGCCGAGGAGGACGCGACGACGGCGGCCGCGAGAUCGGUAAAUACGUGAAAGGAGAUACCUGUUACUACUGGACAAUGUUGGCUGAGUGAAAGUUCCUUUUGCUCAGCCAUAAAUCGCAGCGAACUCCAUUUCACUGGGGGUCUGCACCACCGAGGACCACCAGAGGGCGCUCCUACCACCAGCCCGACUUGAGGAUGGACACCAUCUCCAUGCUGGGCCACAGCUCCCCGAGCGCCAAGGAGACGUUCUCUCCCGACGGCGCCAAGAACGGCCCCAGGGCCGUGGCCAUCCUGGGCUCCGGGGACUUUGCGCGCUGCCUAGCGCUGCGGCUGCUCCGCUCCGGUUACCGCGUGGCGGUGGGCAGCAGGACGCCGCGGCGGGCGGCCGAGUUCUUCCCGCACGUGGUGGACGUGACUCACCAGGAGGACGCCGUGGCCAAGGCCGGCGUGGUGUUCCUGGCUGUGCGCCGCGAGCACUAUGCUUCCCUCUGGGGUCUCCGGCACCUUCUGGCCGCCAAGGUGCUGGUGGACGUGAGCAACAACAGCCGGCCCGGCCAGUACCCCGAGUCCAACGCCGAGUACCUGGCCUCACUCUUCCCGGACUCCCUGGUGGUAAAGGCCUUCAACAUGAUCCCUGCCUGGGCCAUGCAGUCGGGACCCAGAGAAGCUAGUAGGCAGGUGUACGUGUGCAGUAACUCCACGGAGGCCCGAGGCCAGGUGAUGGAGCUGGUGCGGCGGCUCAACUUCGAACCCGUGGACAAGGGCAUGCUGUCGUCGGCGAGGGACAUCGAGGACCUGCCCCUGCGCCUCUUCGGCGCCUGGCGGGGUCCCGUGCUUUCCGCCGUGGGUCUGUCCGUGUUCUUCUUUGGUUACGCGUUUGCGCGCGACGUCGUCCACCCCUACGUGCACGGCCGACAGAGCUACUUCUACCGCAUUCCUGUGGAGGUGGUGAACCGCACCCUGCCGGGCACGGCGCUCACCCUGCUGGCGCUCGUCUACCUGGCUGGCCUGCUGGCCGCCGCCCACCAGCUAUACCACGGCACCAAGUAUCGGCGCUUCCCAGCCUGGCUCGAGGGCUGGCUGCAGAGCCGCAAGCAGCUGGGGCUCCUCGGCUUCUUCCUGUCCUGCGUGCACGUGCUCUACAGCCUGUGCCUGCCCCUGCGGCGGUCCGAGAGGUACCAGCUGCUGAACCUGGCCUUCCAGCAGGUCCAUGCCAACGUGGACAACUCUUGGAACGAGGAGGAGGUGUGGAGGGUGGAGAUGUACAUCACUUUUGGUGUGAUGAGUCUGGGCCUCUUCUCCCUGCUGGCCAUCACCUCCAUCCCCUCAGUGAGCAGUGCCCUGAACUGGCGGGAGUUCAGCUUCAUCCAGUCGACGCUGGGCUACAUCGCCCUGCUCAUUGGUGUCCUGCACACCCUGCUCUUUGGCUGGCGCCGGGCCUUCGAAGAGGAGUCAUAUCGCUUCUACCUGCCACCGAGCUUCGCUGUGGCACUGGCCCUGCCAACCGCUGUGGUCUUGGGCAAGGCGCUGCUGCUACUGCCCUGCGUGGCACGAAGGCUGCACAGGAUUCGCCGCGGCCGGGAGGCCCGGCAGCACCGCGGCGACGCCACCACCUCGGCCGCUCACGUGUCCCCAGAGAGGGUCACAAUCAUGUGAGCUCUGCUCAACCCUGCACUCAGAAUGUGGUCCCGAGUUACAAACACGGAUUUGCCCCAGACUCCAUUCUCCCAGAGAUGACGCUAUCACACAACCCCUCAUCUCUUGACUUAGACCCAGAAUGUCAGUUAUAACCUGUUUAUAAACACUUUCUCACCUUCAUUCGGUGGAAGCUCCGCCCACCCAUGUUGUUCCCAGGGUUGUACAAACUCACGAGUCUCUUUCUUCUUCAGCUAUCAUGCCUGUUUGGACUCCAUCAAACUUCUGAACCCCCGGCAGGCCACCCACUGCUGAUCCCUAGAUGUGAUCUGGUCCAUGUGGAUGUGUGUUCUGUGUUCAAGGCCUCAGUUAUGACCAGAGUAGUUCUACAUCAUCAUUACUCUACUUAUACCAAGGUUGAUUUAUCAGGUUUCUUACAUGGAUAUGAGAAAAGAGUAACAUAAGGUAAAGUCACAUGGCUGAAGGACAUAAGCAUCAGCACACUUGGCAAUUGGAUCAUGAGUCAAUUUAGACGAUUUUUUUCUGUGAUCUUGAUUUUUCUUGUCCGAGGCCUCGACUGUAACCAGAGUGGUUCUACAUCAGAUCACAUCAUUGCCCUACUUAUACUGAGGAUCAAUGAUUAUGAAGAAGGAGUAAUGUAAGGCAUACUCAAAGUCACAUGGCUAAAGAAGAUGGACAUCAACAUAGUGGAAAACUAUUGAGUUGACUGGGAAGAUCUGUGUUUGCAAUCAUGAUUUUUCAUACUGUUGUUCAUGUAUCUGGUUUCUUACAUGGAUAUCUACAAGAAGUAAUGCAUGGUAAAGUCACAUGGCUAAAGAAGGUAUACAUCAGCAGACUAAAUGAUCAUAUCAUAAGUUAGUUGAGGCAAUCUGUGUUUGCAAUCACGAUUUUUCUUGCCCAAGGCCCGAGUCGUAACCAGACUUCUCAUACCGUUGUUCAUUUACCAGGUUUCUUACAUAGAUAGGAACGUGGAGUAACGUAAUGUAAAGUCACACGGCUGAAGCAGAUUGGACGCUUGUCUCAGGAGUCAGUCGACACCAUGCGAAUCUGCAAUCGCGAUUUUUCUUGUCGGCUCAAUCCGUGUUUUCUCGCUGUGCUCUGUGACAUCAUCAGUACCCACAGGUACGAGUCUAUCUGUAGCUUCUUUGUAGGGGACCCUAGAUGUCACGUAAUGUUCUUUGGCAGUGAAUGGUUUCGGGAAUCUACCAAUGAGUACCUGUUUGAAUCCUCUUAUCUCCUUCCGGUGAAAGUGGUGUGACCCUGGCAAAGCAUCUGAAGGUGAGCCAGGGUUCACAUUUGGCCUGGAUGAUAUGAAACGAGGCACAAUGAGCUUUUUCAUAAGGAGAGGGGCGGAGAGCAACAGCAGACGUGGACAAACAAGAACUCUGAACCUCGUUUUUGUCGCCAGGUGCACUUGAGCACUUUGCCUGCUGUUUAUAAGGACUGUGUAUCUCGUAUAUCCCUGUA
Messenger RNA from Scleropages formosus (Asian bonytongue), 3201 nucleotides. Its product is annotated as metalloreductase STEAP2-like. The record is from RefSeq and is a predicted model, not a curated record. Gene Ontology annotation, cellular component: endosome; plasma membrane. Bases 274 to 1734 code for a protein of 486 amino acids. The transcript is spliced from 5 exons. Gene Ontology annotation, molecular function: ferric-chelate reductase (NADPH) activity; cupric reductase (NADH) activity. NCBI's taxonomy places the organism in Eukaryota, Metazoa, Chordata, Actinopteri, Osteoglossiformes, Osteoglossidae. Gene Ontology annotation, biological process: copper ion import.